Messenger RNA from Cylas formicarius (sweet potato weevil), 1904 nucleotides. Its product is annotated as glycosyltransferase 25 family member. Bases 135 to 1817 code for a protein of 560 amino acids. NCBI's taxonomy places the organism in Eukaryota, Metazoa, Arthropoda, Insecta, Coleoptera, Brentidae. The transcript is spliced from 7 exons. The record is from RefSeq and is a predicted model, not a curated record. Gene Ontology annotation, molecular function: procollagen galactosyltransferase activity.
AGUGAGAAAUUGAUCUUGAAUAAUUUGCCCACUGCAAUUACUGUAUGUAUGCAGAAGAAGUACACAAUAACCUAGGAAAAAAAAUUCGAAUUUCAUAAAUAUAAUAAACAUGUAAGAGAUGUUAAAUUGAGAAAAUGAGACUAAUUCAUAUCAUCAUAGCGUUGAGCGUUUUUAUAACCUCAAUAGCAGCCAGUUUAAAAAAUGCGACUGUCUUGAUAGCCGUCUUGGUUAGAAACAAGGAACAUACGUUGCCUUAUUUCCUUUCGAGUCUGGAAAGACUUAAUUAUGACAAAAAUAGAAUAUCACUGUGGAUCAGAAGUGAUCAUAAUUUUGAUAAAAGUAUCGUUAUAUUAAGAACAUGGAUUAAGUCAGUAAAAGAAUCCUAUCAUUCUAUUUACACUGAAUUUGAAGAAGGUACAAGCAAGUUUUCAGAUGAAAAUAAUGUCGCCCACUGGUCUAAUGAAAGGUUUUCGCACAUAAUAAGCACCAGGGAAUCAGCUUUGAACCAUGCAAGGCAUAUUUGGGCUGAUUUUUUACUGUUUAUCGAUGCAGACGUAUUCCUAACAAACCGAGAUACGCUUAAUUAUCUGAUUAAAAAGAACGCCAUAGUAGUCGCGCCGAUGCUAUUAUCGGAUGGUCUAUAUUCGAAUUUCUGGCACGGGAUGGACGAAAACUACUACUACCUCAGAACCGACGGCUACAGGCCCAUACUAAACAGGGACAACGUCAGCUGCUACGAAGUGCCCAUGGUGCAUUCGUGCGUCUUGAUAAAUCUGAGAACGGCCGAAUCGGAUCACUUAACCUAUAGACCCGACAAAAUACCAAACUACGACGGUCCCAACGACGACAUAAUUGCGUUCGCUCUGUCCGCGAGACACAACAACAUAUCUCUGAACGUCUGUAACGAAGAGGUGUUCGGCUACAUCACCGCGCCCAUGGACCAAACCGAUGACGUUUCCUACGAUUACGAACAAUUGAGGAACAUUUUGCUCAAGGUGGUGGAUUCGGGUGAGCCACUUCACUUGAACGACAUACUCGCAAAGUUCGUUCGGUUGCCGACCAAGGACACGUUGCAAUUCGACCAAAUCUUCAUGAUAAACUUGCGCCGUAGGACGGACAGAAGAAAGAGAAUGCAGUAUUGUUUCGACGUUUUGGGGCUGGACGUUUCUACAGUGGACGCUGUCGAUGGCAGGGCCCUGAACGAGAGCUUCUUGGAGAGUAUCGCUUUCAUGCCAGAAUUUUUCGAUCCAUAUCACAAACGACCGAUGAAGCUCGGCGAAAUCGGCUGUUUUCUCAGCCAUUACCACAUUUGGCAAGACGUGGUCGACAAGAAAUACGAGUCCGUUUUGGUUCUCGAAGACGAUAUACGGUUCGAGCCAUUUUUCCGCUUCAAUGUCCAAAAUGUUAUGGACGAAGUCAAUCGGAUAGCGGAUUGGGAUUUGGUGUAUUUCGGCAGAAAGCGGUUACAAGACCAACACGAGCCUUGGCACCCCGGAUCAAAUUAUCUCGUUGAAGUUGGUUACUCUUAUUGGACCCUCGGCUACGCGUUGAGUUUGCGAGGGGCCAAAAAACUUUUGGAUGCCGAUCCUCUUUCGAAACUGGUUCCCGUCGACGAAUACCUGCCGAUUAUGUUCGACAAGCAUCCCCAAGAGAGCUGGAAGCGUCACUUUCCCGAUCGAAAUCUCGUGGCUUUCUCCACGGCUCCGUUAUUGCUUUACCCGACUCAUUACACCGGCGAAAAGGGAUACGUGAGCGAUACCGAAGAUUCGGUGGUAAUACCCGAGGUUUUUGUUGAGAGAUUCAAGGAUGAUUUAUGACGUGAUUUUUGUAACCAAAGAGGAGCAACAUUUUUUAUGUGCCAUGACGUAUUUUAAGACCGCAAGACCGACUAACCGCGUAACAAU